Menidia menidia (Atlantic silverside) is the source of this 1803-nucleotide messenger RNA. NCBI's taxonomy places the organism in Eukaryota, Metazoa, Chordata, Actinopteri, Atheriniformes, Atherinopsidae. The record is from the annotation of a GenBank genome assembly.
AUGGCGUACCUGCCAAGAGCUAAUGCUCUGCGCUCUGUGGCUCAUGCGCAGGACACACACCACCACUCCACAGAGAAGCCCUUGAUUCAGUGCUACAAGUGUGGGGAGCCAUGUAAGGGCGAGGUGCUCCGGGUGCAAAACAAGCACUUUCACCUCAAGUGCUUCACCUGCAAAGUCUGUGGCUGCGACCUCGCGCAGGGGGGCUUCUUCAUGAAGAAUGGAGAGUAUCUGUGCACCCUGGACUACCAACGCAUGCACGGCACCCGCUGCAACGGCUGUGGGGAUUUUGUGGAGGGAGAAGUGGUCACCGCCCUGGGCAAGACCUACCAUCCUGCCUGCUUCGUCUGCACCAUCUGCAAACGACCGUUCCCUGCCGGGGACAGAGUGACCUUCAACGGGAAGGACUGCCUGUGCCAGUACUGUGUUGAGCCCAUGUCUCCAGGACCCAGGGACAUCAUCGGCUCCAGCAACUGUGCAGGAUGUGGCCGGGACAUCAAGAAUGGACAGGCCCUCCUUGCUCUGGACAGACAGUGGCAUUUGGGCUGCUUUAAGUGUAAAGCUUGUAACAAAGUUCUGACUGGGGAGUACAUCAGCAAGGAUGGCGCCCCCUACUGUGAGAAAGACUAUCAGAUCCAUUUUGGAGUUCAGUGUGAGGCGUGCCACCAGUUCAUCACGGGGAAGGUGUUGGAGGCAGGAGAUAAGCACUACCACCCCAGCUGUGCCAGAUGCAGCAGGUGUAAUCAGAUGUUCACAGAGGGAGAAGAGAUGUACCUCCAAGGGUCAACAGUAUGGCACCCGGGCUGCAAGAACACCACAAGAACAGAGGAGAAACACAGGGAGCGGGCAAAAGUAGACAAUGAGAUCCUUGAUUACAGAGACCUAGCUGCCAUUCCAAAAGUCAAAGCCAUUUAUGACAUUGAGCGCCCUGAUCUUAUUACCUAUGAACCCAUGUACACAACCUCCAUGGAUGAGAGAGAGGAGAGGCAAGAGAGUGUGGGAGAGCUCCACACUGCCAGGAGAGAACGUUCCCCCUUGCCUGAUGACAAGGAAUAUGUCACCAACCCCAUCUGGAGAGAGGCUCUGACAGGCAUGCAGAAGCUCUGCUCCUCCCUGUGCAGUAACAGUAUGGGCUCCAGAAAUAGUGACUCCCGCCCCACAUCCCCUUUCAGACACCACUUCCUCCCCCAUAGUCAAGGCACCGACCCACCGAGUGGCCGGAGCUCCCCGCUCCCACUCAGGCCCGACAGCCGGCCGGUCACCCCGCCUCUCUCUCUGACCCCUAAACAUUUCCACCUCCCAGAUCAGGGGAGCAACAUCUACAGAAAACCACCCAUCUACAAACUGCACGGUUCAGAAGGGAGGAGGCGAUCUAGAGAAGAAGAGGAGGAGGAAGCUUUAAAAAGAAAGCAACUCCAGGAGGAACAUCUCAGUAAAAUUCAAUCAGGUUUGGGGAAGCUCAUUUUGAAGGAGGAGAUGGAAAAAGAUCAAAUCAGGGAGCGACAUGCACGCAGCCUCUCCGCCCAGCGCUAUGAUCCCAAACAGGGCAACUGUGACGCAGAUCCAACCUCUCCCACUAAGACUAACUCUCUGCCUGGCUAUGGACGGAAUGGUCUGCAUCGGCCUCAGUCAACAGAUUUCACGCAGUACAACAGCUAUGGGGACAUGUGCGGGGGAGGCAGAGAGUUUCAGCGUCACUUAGCACCUGAAACGUUCUUUGACAUCUUUGGAAUGGAGAUCCAGGAGUUUGACAGGCUUCCCCUGUGGAAACGCAACGACAUGAAAAAGAAGGCCAAGCUCUUCUAG